Cynara cardunculus var. scolymus (artichoke) is the source of this 1639-nucleotide messenger RNA. RefSeq names its product TMV resistance protein N-like. NCBI's taxonomy places the organism in Eukaryota, Viridiplantae, Streptophyta, Magnoliopsida, Asterales, Asteraceae. The transcript is spliced from 3 exons. The record is from RefSeq and is a predicted model, not a curated record. The coding region runs from base 1 to 1635 and encodes 544 amino acids.
AUGAAGGAACUUCGGUGGAUUUCUUGCUCUGAAUAUCAAGCAACUUCAUUGCCAGGAAAUUUUCGAUCAACGAACCUAUUUUAUCUAGGGUUGGAAUUUAGCUCGCUAAAGCAACUUUGGAAGGGUUAUAAGCAUCUGCCAAAUUUGAAAGUGCUCAACCUCAGUUGUUCCGAACACCUUAUCAGGACACCAGAUUUUGACGGACUUCCAUGUCUUGAAAGAAUAAAACUCAACCAUUGUGUCAAUUUAACAGAUGUUCAUCCAUCAAUUGGAUAUCAUGAAAGGCUUAUUUUUGUGGAUAUGGGAUCUUGUACCCGCCUUAAAAAGUUUCCACCCAUCAUAGGGAUGAAAAAGUUGGAGACUCUUAUUCUCUCUUGGUGCCUUCAACUUUGCAUGUUUCCGGAGAUCCAAACGAACAUGGAUAACAUGGUAGAGCUUUCUUUGGACAGAACUGGAAUAAAAGKUGUACCCUCGUCAUUCGGAAAGUAUUGUACCAACCUUCUUUCUCUUGAUUUGGGAUAUUGCAUAAUUCUAGAGAGUAUUGAAGGCAACUUCCAUCACUUAAAACAUUUGAAAAAGUUUUCUAUCGCUGGAUGUAAAAAGCUUAAGAUACCACCAGAGGGCCUCUUUGAUGUAACUUGUUGUUUAGAGGUGCUUGCUUUAAGUCUUACAUCCUUCAAGAAUCUUCACCCAGGCAUCGUAAGCAUGAAGUUUCUUGGUUUUCCACCUUCCUUAAGAAGGUUGCGUCUUGUCUCGUGCGAUUGGAUAAAUGGAGACAUCUCAUCUGUUUUUUGCGAGUUAUCCAACCUACAAGUAUUAAAUCUACAAGAAAAUAAUUUUUCACGAUUGCGUCGCAACCUCUUGCAACUUUGUAGUCUCAAGGUCCUCAACCUGUCAUAUUGCUGUGACCUUAUAGAAUUACCAGAUCUCCCAUCAAGCAUAGCUGUUCUCCAAGCAUAUGGGUGCGAAAAGCUUAAACUUGUAGAUCUUCCAACAGAUCUUAAAUGGUUGUGGAGAAUCDCACUUCCAAUGAAUUGUAUAUUGGGUGAUGUGGAGAGAAAAGUACAAUCCAUGCUUCAGGGAAAUUCCAUUUAUGAUAACUCCAUCAGUCUCUCUUUCCAUGGUGAUAACAUUCGAUUAGAAGACUUUCCAAGGAGAAGAUUGAUGUUAGAGCUUCCAAGGAACUGGUACAACGAAUUCAGUGGAUUCUUAAUAUGCUUUAAACUUAAAGAGAUGUUUGGCAACUUAUAUAAUGUAAUUACUAUCGAGGACGUAAUGGGUAGGGAAAAUGAAGAUGUUUUGGAGGUGUCUGAUGAUGAAGCUUUCAAGUGGAUACGGGGUAAGGGUGACGUAUACAGGUGCUAUAUAUAUAUAUCCUGCAGUUCAUUGAGGCAUACCUCAUGGUGGAAGUCAACACACACUACCAUUUCAUUUUCCAUACAAAGAGGUACUUGCGUAAAAGUCGAACUUGUUCCUAGAAGUAAAGGUGAUCCAAUAGAAAGAGUCAAACAUACAACAAAUUCCUUUGAGUUUUGGGACGAAGAACCUAUUAAGAUCACACAUGAUUCAAAAUCUUGCAUCGAGAUUAACUGGCGGCAUCGUAAUGUGGAUUACCUAACCGAGGACAAGUGCUAGUUUU